UAUCAAUUUGAGACAUCUAUGCAUUAUCUAUCAACAACGUAUUGAGGCAGAUUCUAAUGGCUGUACAUACGUAUGUCCAAAAGUAACAAGUAAGAUACCUGGGCAGCCCCGACCCCACCAUCGAUUUGAACUUGUCGACUUUUUCUCCCGCAGAUAUCAAGGAGUUCUGUGGGCAAUAGUAAGAAUUCCUAGGUAGAAAAUAUGUAAGAGAGACAGCAAGUCCAUUUACCACCGGCCAUAUUGUAAAGUCUUGGAGUCUGAUUAUCAUAAAUCGAAGAAGAACCUUGGCCACACUUAUAUUUACUAGUCCAGCCCUAAAUUGCCAUAGACUCCACCAAGUCGUCCCCCAACUCUCAUAGAUAUUUCAUUUCCCCACCUCACAGUUUUGAUUUCAUUUUACACCCACGUGCACCCCUCGUUAAUAACCAACCAUGGUAACAAAACUUAACAUCAACACAACACAAUAACCUCCUUACCAAGCAAUUCCAUCUCGACGCAAAAAUGUCACCUCCUCCAACCAAGGCCAUAGUUCUCAUCUCGGGAAAUGGCAGCAAUCUGCAAGCACUCAUUGAUGCUUCGCAAGGGACCAGUGACUCGGAAAUCGCCUUGCCAUAUUUGAAGAUAGUUCGAGUUAUCACAAAUAGAAAGGCGGCGUAUGGAGUUACUCGUGCAGCAGAGGCGGGCAUCCCAACAACAUGUCACAAUUUGUUGACGGGAAAAUACCACAAAAAAGAUGAGAAGGACCCCGCAGUGAUUAAAGCCGCGCGAGAAAAGUAUGAUGCGGACCUUGCGGAUCUCGUGAUUUCAGAACAACCUGAUAUCAUUAUCUGUGCUGGCUGGAUGCAUAUUCUCGCACCGACAUUCAUUGACCCCCUGACUGCUAAAAAGAUACCAAUCAUAAAUCUUCACCCAGCACUUCCAGGCAAAUAUGAUGGAGCCAAUGCUAUUGGACGGGCUUUCAAUGAUUUUCAACAGGGCAAGUUGGAGAAUAACAAGACGGGCCUCAUGAUUCAUUAUGUGAUCAGUGAAGUUGAUCGUGGAACACCAAUCGUGGUCAAAGAAGUGGAGUGCAAAAGUUCUGAAUCUUUAGAGGAACUUGAGGCGAGAAUGCACGCAGAGGAGCACAAACUUAUUGUUGAGGGAACAGCAAUGGCAAUAAAAGAGCUCUGGGCUCAGAGGAGUGAUGUAAAUGCUUGAAUUGUUAUUUAUAAGAAUAGCAAUCAUUAACGAACCCCCUGUCCCCCUUUCGCAUAUCGCUUCAUGCUGCUGUCUAGCAAGCAAAGUCAUCCACGCUCAAAACCAUUCAAUUUCUCAAACCCAGGCAAAGUGCUAGAUGAUGCUGGGAAACACUGCCAUCGGACAGUCGUCGCCAUUGGAGGAUUGAUUUCGUCAUAUGGGAAUAUCUUUUGAUCAAAUCGAUCCUUGGAGUUUUUCGAUCAAUGUUGACUCUCCGUCUACGAUCAUUGUUGUGAUUCUGCUCAUCGUGGAAGAACGUCAGGUAUUGACAUCCGUUGAUCUUCGACCCAACGCAUGUACAUGCUCACAUCCUUUUGAAUCUGGCCUGGUAUAUUGGGCUUCUGUAUCAAUUGAGGUAUCCAGCCUUUGGCAUCUGACUAUAAGGUUACAUCAGUUAGCAAAUAUACAGCACAAAUAUUUACAGAGGAUUCCUACAGCAGUAGCCAUUAUCCACUCUAUCUCCCCAACUGUACUAUUAGGGUUAGGACGAAGACAACAUCGUUCAAUCGAUGCGUAAGCCCCCACAACUUGACCUUUCUUUUUGGCGGAGGCGAACCCGGAUUCUUGGAAGCUGGAAUUUUGUGACCGGGCAUUGGCCGAAUCGGUUAUGGGUAUUGAAAUAACCAAAAAUUCACGCUGUCCAGGUUCGUUAAGUGAUGCAGUAAUCAGUACCUCAGGAAACUUUCGCUCAGAGACAACCGGGGGCUUAUGAAUCAUUUCUACCACUUCCAUUGAGAUGUUGUUCCAUUGCUUUCCACCAGCCACAAUCUCGAAAUCGCUCGUUUCCCAGUACAUAGCUCUCCUGCUACUGGCGAGCACAGAGUGACACCAAUCUUUCUCUCUCUCAAAGUGUUCUUGCUUGAUGUGGAGAGUAAAUUCGUCCCAAGAAGCUGUAUUCGCUUCUGCUUUAUUCUCAUGAAUACUUCUUCUAGCAAACCAAGUCUCCCCUUCCUCAUUUGCUUUCUUUGUUGCUUUAUCGUGUGUCCCAUUGCAAUAAUCUAGUUCUUCCUUGGAAACGACACGUUUAUACAACUGAACGCCCGUCUUAGACUUGAGCAAUUUCCAGGGUGGUUCAUUCUGGACCAUUCCGUUAAGAAACGGGAUCGCCUCUUCGAGUACUGCCGUGAUAAAUGUCUUCGCAUUUCUAGUAGGAUGACCACCACCGUUCAACGGCUUUAUAGCUCCACUGGCUGCUUCGAUACCUAUACCUGCCUCGGGCAACUGAGAAUAAGAAAGUCCAUUCAAUCGCAUCCAAGGACCCAGUCUGGAAGAAGCACGAGUGGGCUGGGAUGCAGGAGUAGGAGUGGUAGACGACGCCAUUGUGUUGAAGUGAAUUAAAAUAAGAACUCUGAGAAACUCUGCUAUCAAUUAAGAUUACCACCAAUUAACGAAUGAGAUGGAGCAAGUGUAUGUCCCAGUGUAUGUGUUGAGUAUCUCUACAGCUUUUAUAUCGAAACAACUCCUUCCUACACGGAAAGUACCAUCUUGUCAUCUUACCGUUGUGCCCUUUCUGGAAUUAGGUCUGAAACGGCCCUGGCGAGCCUUGGUGGCGGGAGGUGUAGAUGGUCCAAGCUCACUCCCUCCCUGAUAUGGAUGAAAUGGCACUCAGAUUGAAUGGAUAAUUGAAAAUGCUAGCAUUGUGAUGCUAUG
Botrytis sinoallii is the source of this 2886-nucleotide messenger RNA. RefSeq lists its product as uncharacterized. NCBI's taxonomy places the organism in Eukaryota, Fungi, Ascomycota, Leotiomycetes, Helotiales, Sclerotiniaceae. Gene Ontology annotation, cellular component: cytoplasm. The record is from RefSeq and is a predicted model, not a curated record. The coding region runs from base 502 to 1197 and encodes 231 amino acids. Gene Ontology annotation, biological process: 'de novo' IMP biosynthetic process. Gene Ontology annotation, molecular function: phosphoribosylglycinamide formyltransferase activity. The transcript has 2 exons.